AACGGACAAAUGCUAUUGCUUCAGUGGUGACAGGUUGUUCAGCUUCUUACAGCCAUCUCCCCCCAAAACCAAGGUUAACGCCUUUCCCCCCCGCUCCACCCGAUGGACUCCAAGACGUUUUGGUUCCAAAGGACUUGAAGGAAUUGCUUCAGUCAUUUUAAUCUCUUACUUCGGAAUCUUUAUCACCGUGAUUGUGUUGCCAGAGUUGGAUUUCAACAUCUGGAUAAAUCAGAAAAGCAUGCAAGACAAUACUUCAGAAUCUUCUACUUCAAUAACUCAACUACUGAGAGAGAGCUAUUUAGCUGAAAACAACCGCCAAGGGAAUAGUGAAAGAAGCAGAUCAGAACCAUCUCCACAUUCUUUCCACCGUGGCAGUAGUUUGGGGCCUUCAGACGAGGUGGCUAGCCAAGAGGACCUUCCUGAUCUUUCAGCCUUUUUGAGCCAAGAAGAGCUGGAUGAAAGUGUGAACUUGGCAAGGCAAGCCAUCAAUCAAGAUCCACUUGAGAACAAGCAGGACGAACAGAUACAUGUAUUCUUUCCCUCUGAGUUGAAAAACUCUGGAAAUACAGUUUCAAACAAACAGCAGUUCCCAUCUAAGGCAGCUUCACCAACUUCAGACAGCAGCCUAAGGAAACAGCAAUUUGGUUCUGAGACAGAGUCGAAAAAGGAAUUCCUCAACAAGGCUGCAGAUUUCAUUGAGGAGCUUUCUUCUCUUUUCAAAGCACACAAUUCAAAAAGAAUCAGGCCCCGAACAUGCAAAAACUACAGGAGCAAACUUGAAUCUAAAAAUAAGGCUGCUCAGGACAGUGGUUCUGCUUUCUCAAAUCUCUCUGAAAACAGAGAAAGGCCUUGUGACCCAGUACCGCAAGAUUUAGCUGUAGCUGAGCACUCACUUGAAAACCCAGAUAACCCUCCACAGGCAGACUUGGAAGCUGUUAAUCAGCUAGAAAGUUCAGGGUUAACAACAGAGUCACCAGCUGCAUCGUUUUAUUCUGAGGAGACAAUAGGCCAACCACCACAUUUUACUCAAAAGCUGAAGAGCAGGGAGGUCCCUGAAGGAACCAAAGUGCAGUUGGACUGCAUUGUGGUAGGAAUUCCAACACCUGAAAUCAGGUGGUACUGUGAAGGGAAAGAGCUUGAAAACUCACCAGAUAUUCACAUCAUCCAGUCAGGACAGCUGCAUUCACUAGUAAUUGUUGAAGCAUUUGAAGAAGACACAGGGCGUUACUCCUGCUUUGCUUCUAACAUCUAUGGGACAGACUCAACCUCUGCAGAGAUCUACGUAGAAGGAGCCUCCUCUUCUGAAUCUGAAAGCGACACGAGCACCAGCAAAGAAGAAAUGGAUCAAUACCAAAACCGCACCAAGAUCUCUUCAAAUGUGCCUCCUCCUCCUGCUCCUCCUCCUGUUAAUACCACCCAUCAAGAAACACCGAAACCACAACCUUCUAUGGUACAUCCUGUGUCGAUACCCGCCUACCAUAGUCAAAGCCCCACCAACUAUUUACAAGGACUUGAUGGAAGCCCCAUAAUAGCUGCUCCAGUGUUUACUAAGAUGCUACAGGAAAUAUCUGCCUCUGAGGGCCAGCUGGUUGUGUUUGAAUGCAGAGUGAAAGGAGCCCCUUCUCCAAAGGUUGAGUGGUACAGAGAAGGGACGUUGAUAGAAGACUCCCCGGACUUCAGGAUAUUACAGAAAAAACCUCGCUCUAUGGCUGAGCCAGAGGAGAUUUGCACGUUGGUCAUUGCGGAGGUGUUUUCAGAAGAUUCUGGGAGUUUUACGUGCACUGCAAGCAAUAAAUAUGGGACAGUCUCCAGUACAGCUCGCUUAACUGUAAAGGGACCUGAGGACCAGAAUAAUAAUGCUGCUCUCCAUACUAUAAGUUCUAUCAGUUUAGUUGCUGCUGAGCAGCAGCCUUCUGCACCUGCCGCUUCACUUCCACGGGUGGAUCAGCCUCCAAAGCCUAAACUGGAAGGAGUUCUUGUAAACCACAAUGAACCUCGGUCAAGUUCCAAGAUAGGCCUUCAUGUGCACUUUAAGCUUCCGGAAGAUGAUCAAGGAAGUGAAGCUUCAUCAGAGGGUGGAGGAGCGCCUACAAAUCAAACCAGACCAAACUGCUUCCCGGAUAAGAUCAAUGGACAGAUAUUUAAAAACCAGGAGCUAACCUCACCGUCAAAAGAGCCACCUCCUGUGCUGGCUAAACCAAAACUGGAUCCCACCCAGUUAAAACAGCUACACACCCAGGUCUUGCUUGAGCAACAGCAAACACAGCAACCAUCCCCCCCACCUCCAAGAGAGUUGCCAUUCAAUACUGGCACACUGAACUCUGCUACUUCAGCCAACCAGCAACAGCCUUCAUCGACUACAUACAAGCAAAACAAGGGUCCCUCGACACAGACAUUCACCUACACCCGUCCUAAGCAGUUCCUGGCAUCUCAGAACACCACCCCAGCCGUCAGCUCCCCUUCCAGCUCCCCCAUGCCUUCGUUCAGCAACAUACCACAAGGAUCCCAGAGGACAACCAACAAGGAGAACUUCUUAGGAUCCCCACCAGCCCAGACAAGGCCUCCAGGAGGGUUGGCAAACCAAACUGAGCAGCCUCUUACAAGUCCCAAAGAACCUGUGUUGCCACCACUAUUGCUUUCUGUAUCUAGCCUGAAUCAGUUCCAGCCCCAAAAUGUGCCUCCUACUCCUCUCUCUCCAACUGGUCGCAUUCAGAACCCGGUAGCCUUCCUCAGCUCUGUUCUACCUUCUCUUCCUUCUACACCCCCAACGAAUGCCAUGGGUCUACCUAAAAGUGCGCCAACUCCUGGAAGCCAGGGAACGGUGAAGAAAAAUCUUAGGCCUUUGCCACUGCCAACAGAAGAUUCAAUUAGAGAUCACAAAGCUGCUGUUGUCAAGGACCUGGAGAAAAGACUGCAUUUACGGGAUGAUGCAUUUCCACAUGGCCCACAGAGAGCAACCUAUGAUGAAAAUCUGGCUCGCAAGCUUCAGGGACCAAGCAAUGAUACCCCAAUCUUCAACUUUACAGCUCAGGAUGUAUCUAAGGAAUAUAAAAUUUCCAGCUUUGAGCAGAGGUUGAUGAACGAAAUAGAGUUUCGCCUUGAACGUACCCCAGUGGAUGAAUCAGAUGAUGAAGUUGAGCAUGAUGAGAUCCCUACGGGCAAGUGCAUUGCCCCAAUCUUCGACAAGAGACUCAAGCAUUUCCGUGUCUUGGAAGGGUACCCUGCUACCUUCACUUGCAAAAUUGUUGGAAUUCCUAUACCUAAGGUAUAUUGGUUUAAGGAUGGCAAGCAGAUUUCAAAGAAAGAUGGACAUUUCAAGAUGAUCAGGGAGGGUGAUGGGACAUGCUCAUUGCAUAUUGAAGAGACCACGAACGAUGAUGAUGGGAACUAUACAUUCAUGGCUGCAAAUCCACAGGGGAGAAUCAGCUGUUCUGGUCACUUACUGGUUCAAACUCCUCCAAUGCGUGGUAGAUUAACAACAGCAAUCCAGUCACACAGGGGAAGAUCCCGUAUACCAGAAGGAGAUAAGGAACCUGUCCAGGAGCGAUUUUUCCGGCCUUAUUUUCUGCAGGCACCUGGGGACAUGGUAGCUCACGAAGGACGGCUUUGUAGACUGGAUUGCAAGGUGAGUGGAUUACCACCUCCUGACCUGAUGUGGCUUCUGAAUGGCAAGCCAGUUUUACCAGACACCACUCAUAAGAUGCUGGUCAGAGAGACAGGAGUGCACUCUCUGCUUAUUGAUCCGCUUACGCAAAAUGAUGCUGGAAUUUACACUUGCAUUGCCACUAACAAAACAGGACAAAAUUCAUUCAGCCUGGAGCUUAGUGUUGUAGAAAAAGAAGUUAAGAAAGCUCCAGUGAUUCUUGAGAAAUUACAGAACUGUGGAGUACCAGAAGGACAUCCAGUCCGGCUAGAAUGCAGAGUGAUUGGAAUGCCACCCCCAGUCUUUUAUUGGAAGAAAGACAAUGACACCAUUCCUCCCCAUAGAGAGAGGAUGAGUAUGCAUCAAGAUGCUACAGGGUAUGUUUGCCUUCUGAUUCAGCCCGCUAAGAAAGUGGAUGCUGGCUGGUACACUUUGUCUGCAAAAAACGAGGCUGGUAUCGUCUCUUGCACUGCUAGACUUGACAUAUACGCCCAGUGGCAUCAACAGAUCCCUCAGCCAAUAAAGAUUCGCCCUGGUGGCACCCGAUAUGCAAAUCUCUCGGGGCAAGGACUCGACAUUUUUUCUGCUUUCUCGACUGUUGAGAAUCCAGUGCGGUUUUCGUCACCAUCCCAGCCUGUGGUAGAAAGUGAAGAACUUUAAAAACCUCCGAUUCCAAUCUUACCUGCAAAAAAACAACCACCACCCCGUAACUAGAACUGUGAAAAAGAAUGGAAGGUACAAGCCAGGAGGCUCAAGGUUUACAAGCAACUUGUAUUUGUUGAGUAACUGUAGGGUUGCUGCAAUUCCUGUGAGUAACAUACUGUACAAGAUCUUAGUUCAGCAUUGUACUGUGGGGUCACUGUAGCAUUAAAUGCACUGCGGCAAGUUCAGUGCUCUGUUGUUUUACCCCUCCCAAGUAUUAUGAGGGGAGGCAGCUGAGUUUUAAGCUGUUAAAAGAAAAAGCUCUGCCCACUUUUUUCUGCUUGAAUUAAAAAACAAACUACUGUACCUUAAAUGCAUAAUGGUAAAGGUUUUGGACAUCCAGCUGAA
This is a messenger RNA of Podarcis raffonei (Aeolian wall lizard), 4693 nucleotides long. RefSeq names its product myopalladin (gene MYPN). The record is from RefSeq and is a predicted model, not a curated record. The coding region runs from base 239 to 4303 and encodes 1354 amino acids. The transcript has 21 exons. Lineage: Eukaryota; Metazoa; Chordata; Lepidosauria; Squamata; Lacertidae.